Messenger RNA from Hyla sarda, 670 nucleotides. It is a transcript of the gene TMEM42, whose product is annotated as transmembrane protein 42. Lineage: Eukaryota; Metazoa; Chordata; Amphibia; Anura; Hylidae. The record is from RefSeq and is a predicted model, not a curated record. The transcript has 3 exons. Gene Ontology annotation, cellular component: membrane. Bases 53 to 463 code for a protein of 136 amino acids.
UGAGCAGAGGCAGAAGUGAUUGGCUGCCGCCAGUCAGGGGCUUACUCGUCCAAUGUGGUCCAGUUGGGGCUGUAGUGCGGUGGCCGGGCUCUUGGGGGCGCUGUCAGCGUCCUCCGCUAAAUGUGCACUUGGUGCGGAUUAUCUGAGAAGCCUGUGUGAAGUUGCGGUAGGGGAGCGGGCAGAUAUCUGUGAGGGGGUCCAUCUCAUUCUCCGCCUGGGCUGUGCUGGUCUGGUGUUCCUGUGUAAUGCCAUCAUGUGGACAUUUUUUGCUAAAGCUUUGAGAUAUUCUUCAUCCACCGCUGCUGCUACGGUGACAACCACUGCUUCCAAUUUUGUGUCCUCAACUGUAGAGUUUGUACCCCUUCCGACUGCUGACGUAUCCGGUUCUGUAUUGUGCUGUUUAGAAUUCCCCAGCCAGUACGGAUUACCUGCAGUUCCACAGUAUGUUUACCAUUUACUAUGACUACGGAGCCACGUCAGCAGGGAACACCCUCCCUCCCCCGGAGACCGUGUCUAUUACGAGCAGUGCCGGAGCAUGGUUGGGGCGUAGGCGUGACCAAGCGGUGUAAGACUGCGAAACGGAGCCGUCGCUCCCCGUGCUCUUCAUGAGUGUGUUGUUUUGCUCUCCAUUUCCCUGUUGUUCCUGCUCUAUAUGAUGAACAAAUAAAGU